This is a messenger RNA of Equus quagga, 11552 nucleotides long. It is a transcript of the gene LNPEP, whose product is annotated as leucyl and cystinyl aminopeptidase. NCBI's taxonomy places the organism in Eukaryota, Metazoa, Chordata, Mammalia, Perissodactyla, Equidae. Gene Ontology annotation, molecular function: zinc ion binding; metalloaminopeptidase activity; peptide binding. The transcript has 18 exons. Bases 167 to 3247 code for a protein of 1026 amino acids. Gene Ontology annotation, cellular component: cytoplasm. The record is from RefSeq and is a predicted model, not a curated record. Gene Ontology annotation, biological process: proteolysis; peptide catabolic process.
CGCUCUUUGUGCAGCUGUCGCGAAAACCCGGAGCGGCGGCGCCCCUCGCGGCACCUCCCCGCAGCCCUCCCGGCCUCGCUGGGCAUGCUCAGUCGGCAGGGCCGCCUCAGCUCUCGGAGUAGGAAGCUUGGGCGCUCGGGCGGUCGAGAGCGGCGGCGGGGGGAAGAUGGAGCCCUUCACCAACGAUCGGCUUCAGCUCCCCAGGAAUAUGAUUGAAAACAGCAUGUUUGAGGAAGAACCAGAUGUGGUGGAUUUAGCCAAAGAGCCUUGUUUACAUCCUCUAGAGCCUGAUGAAGUGGAAUAUGAGCCCCGAGGUUCACGACUGCUGGUGCGGGGUCUUGGUGAGCAUGAGAUGGAUGAGGACGAAGAGGAUUAUGAGUCAUCUGCAAAGCUGCUGGGCAUGUCCUUCAUGAACAGAAGCUCAGGCCUGCGGAACAGUGCAGCUGGCUACAGGCAGAGCCCAGAUGGGACUUGUUCACUACCCUCUGCAAGGGCCAUGGUAGUCUGUGCUUCUGUCAUUGUGAUUGCUGUUGCUGUAAUCAUGGUAAUUUAUCUGCUGCCCAGAUGUACCUUUACCAAAGAAGGCUGCCAUAAAAAAAACCAAUCAAUGGUACUAAUUCAGCCACUUGCAACAAAUGGGAAGUUGUUUCCAUGGGCACAAAUCAGGCUUCCUACUGCCAUCAUGCCCCUACGCUAUGAACUUAACCUACACCCAAACCUAACCUCGAUGACAUUCAGGGGUUCUGUGACGAUUUUGCUUCAGGCUCUUCAGGCCACGUGGAAUAUUAUUCUUCACAGCACAGGACAUAAUAUUUCAAGAGUGACUUUUAUGUCAGCAGUUUCAAGCCAAGAAAAACACGCUGAGGUCCUGGAAUAUCCAUUUCAUGAACAAAUCGCCAUUGUUGCCCCUGAUGCCCUUCUUGAAGGACACAAUUAUACCUUGAAGAUAGAGUAUUCAGCAAAUAUAUCUAGUUCUUACUAUGGAUUUUAUGGCAUCUCCUACACAGAUGAAAGUAAUGAGAAAAAGUACUUUGCAGCAACUCAAUUUGAACCCCUGGCAGCAAGAUCUGCUUUUCCUUGUUUUGAUGAACCAGCAUUUAAAGCUACAUUUAUCAUCAGGAUCAUAAGGGAUGAGCAAUACACUGCUUUAUCAAAUAUGCCUAAGAAAUCAUCAGUCAUUAUGGAAGAUGGACUUGUUCAGGAUGAGUUUUCCGAGAGUGUGAAGAUGAGCACUUACCUGGUUGCUUUUGUUGUGGGGGAGAUGAAGAACCUGAGUCAGGACAUAAAUGGAACCCUGGUUUCUAUAUAUGCUGUACCAGAAAAGAUUGGGCAAGUUCACCAUGCCUUGGAAACAACUGUGAAGCUUCUUGAGUUUUAUCAAAACUACUUUGAAAUUCAAUACCCACUUAAGAAACUGGAUUUGGUGGCUAUUCCUGACUUUGAAGCAGGAGCAAUGGAAAAUUGGGGCUUGCUCACCUUCCGAGAAGAGACACUUCUGUAUGACAAUACUACUUCUUCAGUGGCGGAUAGAAAACUGGUUACUAAAAUCAUUGCUCAUGAGCUGGCCCAUCAGUGGUUCGGUAAUCUGGUAACAAUGCAGUGGUGGAAUGAUCUAUGGCUAAAUGAAGGUUUCGCUACUUUCAUGGAGUAUUUCUCUUUGGAAAAAAUAUUUGAAGAUCUCUCCAGUUAUGAAGAUUUCCUAGAUGCUCGAUUUAAAACCAUGAAGAAAGAUUCCUUGAAUUCAUCUCAUCCAAUAUCAUCAUUAUCUGUUCAGUCUUCAGAACAGAUUGAAGAAAUGUUUGAUUCUCUUUCCUAUUUUAAGGGAGCUUCUCUCUUAUUGAUGCUGAAAACUUAUCUUAGUGAAGAUGUGUUUCAACAUGCUAUUGUUCUUUACCUGCAUGAUCAUAGCUAUGCAGCAGUUCGAAGUGAUGAUCUGUGGGAUAGUUUUAAUGAGGUUACAAACAAAACACUAGAUGUAAAGAAAAUGAUGAAAACCUGGACCCUGCAGAAAGGAUUUCCUUUAGUGACUGUUCAAAGAAAAGGAAAAGAACUUCUUGUACAACAAGAAAGAUUCUUUUUAAAUACGAAGCCUGAAAUUCAGCCUUCAGAUGCAAGCUAUCUGUGGCAUAUUCCACUAUCCUGUGUCACUGAGGGAAGGAAUUAUUCAAAAUAUCCAUUGGUAUUAUUACUGGACAAGAAAUCAGGUGUCAUCAAUCUCACGGAAGAAGUACAGUGGGUCAAAGUCAAUACCAACAUGAAUGGCUAUUAUAUUGUACACUAUGCAGAUGACGACUGGGAAGCACUAAUCAAACAGUUGAAAAUAAAUCCUUAUGUCCUGAGUGACAAAGACCGAGCCAACCUCAUCAACAACAUCUUUGAACUUGCAGGCCUAGGCAAGGUGCCUCUUCAGAGGGCCUUUGAUUUGAUUGACUAUCUUGGAAAUGAGACCUUUGCUGCACCCAUCACUGAAGCCCUGUUCCAAACAGGCCUCAUCCAUAACCUCCUUGAAAAACUGGGAUACAUGGAUCUGGCCUCAAGACUGGCGACCAGGGUAUUUAAAUUGCUUCAAAGCCAAAUCCAACAGCAGACUUGGACUGAUGAGGGCACCCCAUCUAUUCGAGAACUUCGGUCAGUCUUGCUAGAAUUUGCUUGCACCCACAGCCUGGAGAACUGCAGCACUAUCGCCAUGAAGCUGUUUGACGAUUGGGUGGCAUCCAAUGGAACUCAAAGCCUACCUACUGAUGUCAUGACUACCGUGUUCAAAGUUGGAGCAAAAACUGAAAGCGGCUGGUCAUUCCUCUUAAGCAAGUACAUCUCUAUAGGCUCUGAAGCAGAGAAAAAUAAAAUACUUGAAGCUCUUGCCAGUUCAGAGGAUGUACGGAAACUUUACUGGUUAAUGAAAACUAGCCUCGAUGGAGAUAUCAUCCGAACACAAAAGCUGUCAUUCGUCAUUAGAACAGUGGCACGACGUUUUCCUGGACACUUACUGGCAUGGGAUUUUGUCAAAGAGAACUGGAAUAAGCUUGUACAGAAGUUCCAUCUGGGGUCCUAUACCAUGCACAGUAUUGUUGCUGGAUCAACUCACCUGUUUUCAACAAAGGCACACUUGUCUGAGGUCCAGGCAUUCUUUGAAAGUCAGUCCGAGACGACCUUCCGGCUUCGUUAUGUCCAGGAGGCUUUGGAAGUUAUUCAACUGAACAUCCAGUGGAUGGAGAAGAACCUUAAAGCUCUGACGUGGUGGCUGUAGCACUCACAGCCACACCUCCUAGUGUCACCCAUUCAGAGAGCUUAUUGACUUGGGCUCUGCUGCUUUUGCAAAAGCCAAGGUGAAGCCAGGGUUGCUGCCGAGUUGUUUGCACUCUUGGGUGUUCUAGUUAGCUCAGGGCCCGUCUGUGUUUUUCAUCUGUCUUUUCUGAAAUAUCUUUGGGCAGUAUGUAAUUAUUUAUUACAAAAUUAUCUUCACCUAAAUGCCAACCAUCUACAAAAACAAUGAGUAAUUUUUCUGCCUUGAAGAUACCCAAAUGGGGAAAAAAUUAGUUUGGGGAUUCUGUUCUGUUUGUCAGUAUCUGGAAAGUACUGACAGUGUGAAACAAGGAAAGAUCUACCAUGGGAACCACCAUCUUUGCAGGCUACUGGUUUGUCAGCCAUUUGUUGCUUCUUGUUGAUAGAUGUUAUUUGAAUGUACAGAGUUAGCUUCAAAAUGUAUGGGAGUGAGGUCGAUGACACGUGCAGCUGGAGAAACUGAUCUCAGGUGUGCAGAUCUACUUUGGGGGUUUUGAUUAAUCCUUUAUUUUCUGGAAAAAGUUUAAAUAAGAUCUUUAACUGUUAUAUUUUUUUCUGCUGAAUAGCCAGGUGCUACAGAAUUUUUAAAUUUUUGUUGUAUUAAAAAGAUAAAUAGCUCCAAAAGAUUAAAUUUUCCAAAUAUUUAACACUCUUUUUCAUCUUUUAGGAAAACAUUUCAAUCCAAGUUAGCUUUAAUUGUCUUAUUCGUGAAUUACAGUAUUCUCCAAAUCUGUACACUUUUAUCACUCCCUGUCAUAGAUACACCUUAUGUUAUAAAUUUCUUUUAAAUUUAUGGCAAGCAUUUUGUUAAUACUGAUGUAUUUUAUCAUGACUUUAUCACUGUUGCUAAGAAUACAAUUUGUUUGUUCCCUUUUGGUGUGAUAGAUCAUGGACACUUUCUCUCUGAGUCAUACCCGUGGGUGGAUUUUCAUUUUAUGUGAUAGAGUAACAUAUUAGAACCAUAUUUUAGAAUAGGGCCUUUGAGAAAUUCAACCUUUUUAUUUGAAGUUCACCAUAGUACCUUAAAGGAAUAAAGAGAAUGUGGGAUAGGAGUAACUUGAUUCAGGUUUAAUAUGGUGGGCUUUGAAUUUUUUCUACUAUCAAAAACAGUACUUUUAUUUAGUUAAAAAAUUGUAGUUUUCUUUUAUCAUGGCCAAACUAACAGAUUAAAAGGAAUGGCCAGGAAAGAAAGAAAGAAAAUGAGGGAAGAUAUCCAAAACUGUAUGGCAUUUUUACUCCUUCUAAAGGAGAAAUACUGUACUUGAACUUUUUGAGCUAUGCAGACUUAUACCUAGAUUGUGUGUUUCAUUGAUUCUUAGGAGAAAAGCUUUCUUCCUAAUGAUUCUUGAGUACUUUAUAUUUUGUUUGAAAACGUCUUUUAUGUACGUAAAAAGGGUAGUUACCCAUUUACAAGCACUUACAACACUCCAGAGAAUCAGACAAUGGGAAAGGUCACCUUUUUGUAUUCAGCAGGUGUAAAGUGAGAAUAUGUGGGAUUGUGUAUAAAAUUAUAUUUUAUUUUAUGAAAAUAUUUUUAUAUAACAAAAUUUAAAAGGCUGGUAAGCUAAAAGAUAGCUUUCUUUAAUCCUAGUGUGUUUUCCCCCAAUUUAGUCUUUUCUAAACAACAUUUCUCUCUGUUUUAGAGUAGAAAAUAUUAUAUCCUGAGAAUCACAGAAUCGUCUAAAGAUGUCUUAUUGAAACUUGGGGGAUUGUAGGUCUUUAUUCCUCCUGUGCUUCAGUAAAUGAAUGAUCACUUAGUUGAUAUUGAAAGUUAGUGUGUUUUUAUAUUUUUAGAGUGGGGACAAAUACUAAACUUUUGAUGGGUUUUUUUGUUGCUGGUUUUUUACCAUGUUAUAUUACUAAAUUCCACUUUGAUACAGAGUUUAAAUUUUGCUACUUUUCAAAAUCAGUUAAGAUUCUUCAGUUUUGCCUGCCCAUCUUUACAUUGCUCCUGUAAUAUAUGUCAGCUCUGCGUAUGGCAAAUCUUGUCUCAAAUCAUAUCAUUUUUCCUGUGAGUGUGUGUGUGGAGGGUGGGGUGGGGCAUGUUGUUAUAAGUAAAACCUUUUCAAAACAUAAGCUAAAUAAGAGGUAGCUCGUUAUCCAUUGGUAUCUGUGUACCCAAAAGCUGUGCAUUCCCCUGGUACCAAGUUCAUACUAUUUGUAGCUUUAUUUGUAGGCUUCGCCUCAAAUAUUUGUAGUUUUAGCAGGCCUCACCUCAAAUUUUCCCACAGAAUUCCAUGAUUGUCAAUGUUAUGCUAACCCAUCUACAUGGGACUUCUAAAAACUAAUUCUAAGUCAGGAAGAUAUGGUUAAACAAUAGGUAGAAUAUAUAGUGUAAGCAAUGUAAUUGUAGUUUUUGAAGUUUUUCCCCCAAAACUUUAUCUUAGCCCCUGUAUUUCUGAGAACUCACGUAGACUGAAGCACAGCAGUCACAGCGUGCUUUUAAGCACACAGACCCGUGGCACAGUUAGGUACUCAUCUGACAAGCGUUAUAUUCACCGCAAAGAGACGGUCUUCUUGAAUGUAAUUUAGAAGGCGUGUCACACGAGAUUACUGGGAAAGAUGAGAUUGGAAAUCGGGAAUUGUAGAAGAAAAAUUUAUGAAUUGGAAAUCGGGAAUUGUAGAAGAAAAACCUGUGCUUUGGAAAUCAGAAGGUCCUUGAAAGUAGAAAUCUACGGAGUCCAGUUUGUUCUGUUAAAAUCGAGUGAUUAGCUUCGUUAAACUGCAAGUAGUGUCAGCUUCCACCAUAAGCUUGUGCCUCCCUCCAUCUUAUUGUUUUAUAGAAGUCUCUCUAAGUGAAAUUGUCAUUUGCCAUUGUUUCAGUGUUGAUGAACUUUCUUAUUAUCACAGGACUCUGUUAUCCUUUGCCGUUUGUGUUUUCCUGUUAUUGUACUUUAGCCGCGGUAGGAGCAAAGGAGCUGUCAGAAGAGUCCUGGGUAUGUAGAGGAUGUCAGCUGCCCCAGUCUUAUGGAUACCGAGCAGAAUCCUUUCUGAGUGUCGAAAAGUAAGAAAUGAGAGUCGAGUGCUGAGUUUGUCAGAUUACUGAUAGUCUGUUACUGAGUUGGAUUUCGAGUCUACUCAGACUAAAGCCCCUGGAACCAUAAUCUGCAGUCAGAUUGCUGAACCUUCACACAAUCCCCGUGCAUUUCAUGGGGCUGCAGGGAAGGUGUAGGUGUCUCAGGACAUGUGUUGUCACCAAGGACAGCAAUUCCUGGGCCGAGUUUGCAAAACUGGACCCGAAUUCCAUAGGUGUGAUGUAGCUGCUUGUCCCCUUUGCCUUUGUUAUUUUUGUUUUUAUUGGAAUUAACUCUCUUUUUAAACUUUCUUCCCCUCGCACAACACCUCUGUUUGUACUUUUGAAAACUAAGGUAUAUAUUUUUGCUGUUUUUUGCAUUCUUUUAUUUUAUAUUUCCUUCUCUGCAUUGGCAAGUAAGUACCAAAUGAAAAGUGAAGGUCUGAAAGUGUGAUCACUCUCCCCUCCCUUCCCCUUAUUGUCUGCAUGGGCAACAGCUCAUAGAGGAGUUGAUUGAUUUCUUUGAGUGACUUUUUGGGGGUAUGUGCUUUAAAAAUGUACAGAUAUGUUUUUAUAUUCUUUCAUUUUGUCUAUUUUGUCCUGAUGAAAAGAGAAAUAUUUUCCUAUGAAAACCUUGUCUACCCUUCCCAUAUUGCCUGUGUGAGCAACAGCUAGAGUAAUUAUUUGAUUUUCUUUUUUGGAAGGAGAUGGUGAUAUUGGGAGGAAGGUGAAGUAUGUUCUUUUAAAAAUUACAUACACGUGUUUUUGCUGCUAUUUUGUGGCUGUUGUUUCAUUUUGUAGUUCCUCAUCCUUCUCAUGGGUAUGUAGCUAUCUGAUGAACUGUGGAGGUCCAGAAGUAUGACAGUGUCCUGUUACCCCGUCCUCAUUGCCUGCAUGGACAGAAACUAAUGGAGGAGUUGUAUUUUGGUCUAGUCUUGAGGGCAGGGGGUUGUAUAUCAUUGUUGCAAGUGUAUAUAAAUAUUAUGCUACUUUUUUAUAUUUCAUUGUAUACGUGCUCCUUUGCAUGGAUAUCAUUUAAUGAAAAUUGAGGUUCAGAGUAUGAUAAAUCUCCUCUUUUCCCUUUUCCUCUUGCCCCUUUGGGCAAUAGCUUGAAUAGUUUGUUUUGGGGGUGGGAGAGAAUGGGGUAUGUACUCAAUGUAUAUAAAUAAAUUUGCUACUACUUUGUAUUACUAAUUCAUUUCGUACUCUGUCCUCAUAGGACAUGGAAGUACCUAAUGAGACGUGGAGGUCCGGAUGUAUGACAAUUUCCUCUUGUCCCCUUCCCUUAUUGCCUGUGUGGGCAAUGGCUAGUAGCGUAGUUAUUGGAGUGGGGUUUGCGGGGGGAGGGGAUGUGUACCUGCUGUAUAUACCUGUUUUUACUACUGUGUCAUAUUAUUUCAUUGGGUGCCCAGAGGGUGGUAUCUCAUGAACCAUAGAGGUCCAGAUAUAUAACAAUCUCCUCUUGUCCCCUUCCCUAUUGCCUGUGUGGGCAAUGGCUAGUAGAGUAGUUGAUUAGUUUCAGGGACUCUUUUGUGGGUAUUGGGUAAAUACUUUUUAAAUAUACAUACAGGUUUUUACUUCCUUAUUAUGGUCUUUCAUUGGGUACCCAGUCCUUCACUUGGACAUGUAGGUUCCUAAUGAACCAUGGAGUUCUGAAUGUACAGCACUCUCCUCUUCUCCCUUUCCUUUUUUAUCUGUGUAGGCAAUAAUUUUAAAGUAGUUGGGUUUUUUGAAGUUUUGGGGGGCAGGAUAUAUACUUUUGGAAACUGUAUAUACAGUGUUUGUUACUAUAUUGUGUUUUUCCAUUUUGUACCCGUCCCAAGCUUGGACGUGUAGAUACCUAACAAGACGUGGAGGUCCGGAUGUAUGAAAAUCUCCUCUUUUCCCCUUUCCACAUUGCCUCUGUGGGCAAUAGUUUUAGCGUAGCCUAGAUUAUUUUUUUUAAACUCUACCACUGCCUCCCCUGGGAGGGUGGGGAUAUGUACUUUCUAAAAUGUAUAUAAAUGUUUUUGCUCCUUUUAUCUGUUUUGUACCUAGACCUUUCCAUGGAUACUUAGGUACCUGAUGAAAAUUAAGGUUCAUUCUAUGAAAAAAAUCUCCUCAUCUCCCUUUCCUUAUUGCCUGGCUGGGCAAUGGCUAGUAGCAUAGUUGUUUAGAGAUGAUUUUUUUUUUUUGGCAGGGUAGUGGGGGAUUUCUGGGUUUGCAUUUUUUAAAUGUAUGUAAAUGUUUGCUGCUUUUUUUGUUCUUUCACUCCAAACUUAGUUUUUUGUUUGGACUUGUAGAUAUCAACUGUAAUGCAGAGGCCCAGAUCCAGAGGUGUCGUCAAUCUUUUCUUCCUUCCCCCGUAGCCUGUGUACAUGGGCAAUAGUAUGAGAAUGCUAUAUAGGGCUUGGCUUUUUGUUUUUGAGGUUUUUAAUGGGGAAUAGACUUAGGCAAGAUAUGUAGUUUUUUAAAUGUAUGUAAAUGUUUUUGCCUCUUUUUGAUGUUCACUUCAUUUUGAGUCUAGUCCUUUGCAUGGUUAUUUAGGUACUUAGGUAUUUAGGUGAUGAAAGUUGAGAUUGAUUCUAUGAAAAAUCCCCCCUUCUCCCCUUCCCUCAUUGCCUGGUGGGCAAUAGUAGAACAAUAGAUGUUUGGGUUUUUUUUUUUUGAGGGAUGGGGGUGGGGAAGGUUUGGGUAUAUAUAUAUAUAUAUAUAUAUAUAUAUUUUUUUUUUUAAUGUAGAUAAAUGUUUGCUACAUUUUGUGUAUUAUUUCAUUUAGUACCCAGUCCUUUGCUGGGACUUGUAGGUACAUAAUGAAACAUGGAGGUCCAGACGUAUGAUAAAUCUCCUCUGCUCCCCUUCCCUCACUGCCUGUGCAGGCAAUAGUUUUAUAAUCUGGGUUUUUUUUUUCAGGAGGGAUUAUUUGGGUGGGUAGCGGUUAGGGGAAAAGGACAGGGUAUGAACUUUUAAAAAAUGUAUGUAAAUGUCUUCCUGUUACUGAUGUUGUACCUAGUCCUUUGUGUCCAGUGUGGGUACCGAAUGCAAAUGGAGGGUCAGCGUGUGACAGAUCUCCCCCCCUUCCCCUGGUUGCCUGUGUGGGCAGCAGCGAUUAGAAGAGUUGUGUGUUGUUUACUUACUUGUUUGUUUUGAAGGGAUUUGUAUUUUUGGCAAGGGAAUAUUCUUAAUACAUAUAAAUAUGUUUUUAUUUCUUUGUUAUUUCAUUCUGUCUUUAGUCCUUUGCAUGGCUUUGUAGGGACCUAAUGAAAAUUGUGUUUCAUAAGUUGACACAUCACUUUUUCAUUUCCCGCAUAUUUCUUCAUUUAGCAGUAGCUAGCACAGUUUUUUUGUGUUUAUUUUGUUUAAUUCUCUAGCAUAUAGCUUUUAAAGAUCUAAAAAAAUAUAUACACAUAUGUAAUUUCCUUCUCCCCCCCGCCAUUAUUUUCCUUCAGUACUUAGUCCCUUGCAGGGCUCUGAAUGUAUCUAAUAAAAAUAAAGUCCCACUAAAUCCCUGCCACCUGAUGUGAAGGUGUGGCAUUGUGGUGGUAUAACUAAUGGCAACAGACAUGUAGCAAAUAAGAUGGGAGAAGACACUUGGAUAUGGUUGAGUUGUGAAAGCUAAUCAGAUCCAGCAUUUCUUGUGUUGAUUCAAACUAAAUGAAAUGUAAGAAGGGACCUGUUCUUUGGAAAUUCCGGAAAGACAAGGAGGCAAUACUAAGUAAAAUUGUGUUUAAAGAUCAGUGCUGACUAAUCUUUCAGUGACUGGUAAGCCACAGAAGUGCUGCCUAGAACUCAUUUGAAGACCCUAGAGAGCAGCUUCUUUUUUGAGGCCUAGAAUUCUGAUUCGUCUAUAGAAGUCUGUUGCAAUUCCAUCAAUAGCAUAUUCUUGUGUAGUCGGUAGAAAUUUUUUUUGUUUUUGGAAUGAUCCUUUUGAGUUAUUGCCAUGGUUCUAGUGAAUGGCUGCAUGGGCCCAAAAACUAAUGCAAAAAGAAUUUGAGUGACAGGCCUCUUCUAUUUUUCAGCACCCACGUAUGGUAGGGCAAGCUGGCCCUUUCCUACCCGGAACUCCUCUGUGUGGCUGCGUCUCUCUCCUCAGUUCUCCAUUAGCUGGACCAUUCCUGUUCUUUUUCCUUUUUGUCUUCAGUCCCUGCAUUGUUAGAUGUUGUCUUCAAGUACACUCAAAAAUGUAAGCCAGUGUCGCCUCAUUAGCUGUGUGUUUUGCAUGCGUUUCAUGCAUGCAGACCUGUAUGUUCCCUUUGAGCAUUUCGAAUCGUAUUUCACAUCAGCUCUUCAUCCACCACGUGGUAACUGUUAUGACUCCACAUUUGUCUGUAUCAAAGAAAAUGCAUGUGUAAAAUUCCUCCCUCUCUCUCUGCCCUGCUCCCUUCAUUCGAUCUUCUGAGCAUUUCUUGUUCGUUCUGCAGUUUAUAAUGAAUAUAAUGCUGAAGAUUUGCCAUAUUAUUAUUAUUAUUAUUAUUUUAGAAACAUUGAGUGAUAGGACUCCUAGAAAAUUUGCAAAGAGAUGUUAUUUACCUUAUAAAACUCUCAGGUUCUAGUGUUGAAAAAUUAGCCUAUACUUUACUGUUACUUAUACCUGCUGCUGUAGAAAAAACAAAAGUUUAUUCAUGGCACAUUUAACUUUGAUCAUAAAUAAAAGAGAAGGAGGCACCUUUUUGGAGUUAGUCAUGGUCGUCAUUAGUGAUAUUUCUGACAGUUCUUCAUUUGAAGUACUUCAAAGGAAGUAAAGGUCAUGGCUUAGCUGAAUGAAAUGCUCCAGAAGUACAGUAAUACACUCGUGUGUGUGUAUAUAAAAUGAGAAUUACAGCAUAAAUUGGAGCAUUUGCGUUAAUCAGCAAGCUCACAUUGAGACAAAACUCAGUCUUACAGCUGUCUUGAUUAAAGCCAAGUGUUCCAUGUUGCUGUGAAGAAGAGUCUUUCAAAAACUUUGAAAAAUAGUUACUUGGGUACUUGUAAGGUAUUACAUUUUCGUAUUUAAACACCUAUAGAGAUCUCCAGUUCCUUGAAUCUGAGCUUAUGGGUGGAAUUCUAAAUUUGUAUCAUAAUCUGUCUUUUGUGGAAGGUUUUGAAAAUAGUUAUGUAUAUAUAUAAUAUUAUAUAUGCAAGUUGUGUUGUGUCACUUGUAAAGGGAAAAGGCUUAUUUUUCUUUAUACUUCUAAUAACUUGUUUUGCAUAUGACCAGCACUGACUGAAAGGCAUGUGUAACUGCAAACACUGUUGCUUUUUUUUUUGUGAAAUGAAAAUAAAAGUAUUUAAAUAUAAA